UUGGCUGCAAUCCGUCUGUGUAUCAUGCUGAUGUUGCUUGGCUUUGAAGCCGUUAGCUCACAGCUAAUGAUAACGUUGACAAUUUCCGCCUGUUUUCCCUUCAUGCUACCUGCAUCCUCAAAAAAUCAUCGAAGCGUAUCUCCAGUUUGCUCUCCUGCUGUCAAAGACAGCUGCCUCAUGUAUGGGACGAUGAAUGGGCACCCUCUUUCGGCUGUGUGGAGAUGACCUGCCAGCCCUUUGGGAAUGGUCAGAAUGGGGCCAGAUGUGCCCCUUCUUAAUGAGUACAAGCAGGAGUUUUUCUGGAAGCGCUUCCCCCAGACAGUGUUGGGGGGUCCACGCUUCAAGUUGGGCUACUGCGCCCCACCAUAUGUUUAUGUCAAUCAGGCGGUCUUAUUCUUGACGCCAUGGCUUUUUGGGGGAAUCGGUACUCUGCUCUGCCAGCUGCAGCUGCUUCAGGAGCUGCACGCCACAGUGCUCUCUGGUCUGCUUAUGUUUGGGGCUGCAGCGGGUGUCCAGGCCCUGGCAUUGUAUGCUGCCCGACGGAGUGGCGCUGUGGAGAGACUUGGAGCUCCCAACAUCCUGGUUGAUGAAGAGGAAGUGGAAUUCACCCACUGUGUCAGCCCAGAGACAGUCCGGUUCAUCGCCCCUGGGAAGAGGUUUGGGCUGAAUGUGGUUCUGCAUACAGCAUUAGCCGGGGUGCUGUGUGGCUUAGGGACGUGGUAUGUGUUCCUUGGCAGACUGACAGCCCUCUAUGGUAGUAUUGCUAUAUCCCUCGUCGUCUUUGUCCUGAGCUGGGUGACAUUGUGUAUAGCUGAGUAUUCCCUCAUUGUAAAUACCGCCACUGAAACGGCCACUUUUCAGGCACAGGACACAUAUGAGAUCACCCCUCUCACUCGUCCUCUCUACAUUUGUAUCUUCAUUGCUGUGGACUUGGCUGAGAGGUUCUCAGGCCCUUGUCCUGAACUCCAGCUGGCCAGCCAGGUUCUCCAUGUGCUGUUCCUCUUUCUACCUCUGCUGUGGGCUUUUGGGAUACUGCCCCCCCUGGAUGCCCUUCUCCUCUGGGGGAUGGAGCAGGCUCUUGUGUUUGGAUUAGGAGGCUCACCGAUGUCAAGCAACCUCAGGCUGCUGUUGAUGUUUGCUGUAUCCUGCGGAAUAGCCGUGUGUAAUUACUUCAUCCCAUCGUCACUGGGUGUGGUUCUCUUCUCCAUCUCUACGGGAUUUCUGCUGAGCCUGGACCUCAGCCAGGUUGGCACUCUCUGCAGAAGUCCUGGGGCUGCCUUCGGGGAUCGUGGAUUUCGCAGAGGGGGGUCGCCACCUCCUCCUCCCUGUUCCUUUGGCUGGAAACUGGGCUGCAGGGAACUGCUGCUCUAUUUGAGCCUGCUACUGGUGGCGGUGGCAGAGGGAGGGCUGUUGCAUCACUUCCUCGGCUCGGUUCAGCCCCAGAGCUUUGGUACUGGACCCCAGGCUCCUGUCAGCUACCUCCUCCUUGUACUCUUCUGUCUCUGCUGGGCUCUUCGGGAAAUCCAGGGGGCUUAUGUAUUUGGAGGGGUGUUCCUCAAUCCCUUGUACCCUAAAGGAAUGUCCAGUGUGCAGACUUUCAAGCAGAGAAGCAGAGGGCUGUAUGUUGCUGCAGCCAUCAGAAGAGUCCUUCUUUAUCUUGUGUCCCCGUUCGCUAUGAUUGCUUUCCUGUCCAUGGACAAGUCUCUGCAGCUACUGCACAGGGUUUCCCUCAGUGUGGGAUUCACACGAGCCUUUAGAGUGGUGUGGCAGAGUUCAGAGGAUGCUCUGCUGCAAGUGGUGGUGGUGGUCUUGGUGCGGCUUGUAGCUGGAAACAACACGCUGCCAGGGUGGGACGACGUGGGCGUUGGCGUUCAGCUUCUUCUGGUGGGCCUCCUGUUUGACAGACUGACUCAGUUCUUUGCUAAGCUGAAGUUCAGCCUGACCGUGUUGGUGACGUCGUGGACGGAGAAGAAGCAGCGCCGUCAGUCUGCUGGGACCCUCUUGGCCCUGAACGCCUCUCUGUGCCCACUGCUGUUGGCGGUGGUGACCCUCUCUGCCCUGCUGUCGGCCCCUCUGCUGCCUCUCUUCACACUGCCCAUCUUCCUGGUGGGGUUCCCCAGGCCUCAGCGCAGUUGGCCCGGCCCUGUGGGAACUGCCUGUCCAUGCCCGGACUCAAUCUUCUACCAGCAGAUGAGUGGGAGUCUGGCCUCUGCUCUGAGGAUGGCUUUUGCAAGAGGGUCACUGGGUUCUAUCGCCCCGGGCUCUCAUUUUCUUGGCCGCUUUCAGGACCGAAUGGUUUGGAUAAUGAUCUUGGAGAGAGGAUAUGGUUACUGUACAGUCAACAUUAAGGGUCUGGAGCUGCAGGAGACAUCUUGCCACACAGUGGAGGCCCGGAGGGUCGAUGAGGUGUUCGAGGCCGCUUUUGAGCGUCCCGAGCGGCUCGGUUUCACUCAAGGCUUUAACCUACACUGGGGGAACGCCCUCACUCCUUGUGCUGCUCUUGCAGUGCGAGUUUAUUCGGACGCCCGUAACGUGCUCUCCGGCAUCAUCGACUCUCAUGAUAACUUGAGAAAACUUCAGGAGGAUUUUCUGAAGGCGCUGGUCUGGCUGCUCCUCCGAUACUGUGUGCAGAAACAUAAAGGAUUUAUGUGGAGCAGUGAGGAAGGGCCGGGGGUCGGAGGCAGGAAGUCCCAGUCCUCCACAUUGGCCCAGACCACCUGUAACCAGGUGCCUCCUGAGGUUGUUAUGGUGGAAUCUAACGUGUCAUCUCUCAGGUUCAGACAGGACAGCUCCAGUUUGACCUCUUUUGGUGAUUGGUCGGAUGAGGAUGACUUAUUUGGACCUCAACCAGCCAGGCGGACAGUGGCAUUAGUGACUGCAGAGGUCCAGCCUGGACACACCGCACUGCAGACGGGGGCCUCUCUGCCUGGCUCUGUGGAGAUGGACAGUCUUUUUGAAAACAUGGCGCUCUCUGCCUUGCAGCCUCUGCAGCCCCUCGGUCUGGGCAUUGGCAUGCCUGCGGUGGACAAAGGCCGGAACCCAGAGGUCUUCAGAGAGAGUCCUGCCUCUCUCCCUCAGCUCAACUUCAGCUGCCCUCAGUCGGAGGUAUUCAACCUACCAACAGGGUGGAGGACAGCACCUUUGCUGCCUUCCCGCUUACUGCAGCUCAAGCCUUUGUUUCCUGAGGACUGGUUCCGCUUCACCUUGGGACGUUUUGGGCCCACGGUGCAAGGUGAGACCUCAGAGGACAUGACCAAGGCCCUGAAGGAGGAUGAAAUGUUGAAAGAGCUGCACGCACAGGUUGCACUUUCAUGUCUCAUCUCUCUGGGGGCGGAGUCUUCUUUCACUAGCCCAAGUUAUGUUUAUAGACUCUACUGUGGAGACAUACCGUGGACGGAAGGACUCAACUGGCUUUCCUCAAGUAAAGAACUCUACCAGCUUGCACUUCGCGCUUUCAGGUUUGGUUUUAAGCUGCUGUUUGAUCAAGCAAGUCUAGGGCCAAUGGAGUCCCCAGAGGAAUUGUUCAGCGCCUUGGAGGAAUACGAAAGGGACUGGUACAUUGGCCUGGUGACGGAGAAAGGCUGGCAUGAUAGCGUCCUUCAGGAGAAACCCUUUUUAUUCUCUCUUGGACAUGACCUCGCUAUGGGUACGUACACCGGGCGUGUCCUGUCCUUGCAGGAGCAGCUGGUGCAUUUGGGUCGUCUGAACGGGGAGGGGGUACGAGGACAGUGGGCCAACCUUUCCUGGGAGCUCCUCUAUGCCACUAAUGACGAUGAGGAGCGUUACAGCAUCCAGGCUCACCCCUUUAUGCUAAGGAACCUGACUGUUCAGGCAGCAGAUCCCCCUUUGGGGUAUCCCAUCUACUCCUCAGCCCCUCUUCACUUCCCCUGCCUCUGACCGGGGCUUCUUCUGCCCUUUCUGCUGAUCGCACCAACCAGAGCAAAGAGUCCAUUUCCAAAGUUUAUGGUCUUUAGAAAGAACUUUGUGGAAAUAAUAUCAAAGUGAGGAACACACUUAAACGGUUGAUUAUCAUGGCUUCAGAAGAAGAAUGUCUGUAUAGGGACCUUUUGUUGUUUUUUUUACAUUCAUUUCCCUUUUUAGGUGCUUUCAUUUCCUGCACCACAGCAGAGGAAGCAGUGGCACCAACACCGCACUCCUGUGCAAGUUAUCAGCUUUUAUCUGGCCAUGUGGACUACCUCUGAGAACAGCACAUUCAAGAAAAGAAUUCCCUUUGAACGCUGGUAUUUUGAAAAGGCACCCAUGUUUUUGUGGUUCGUUUAUUGAUGUUUGUGCUUUACAGUAAGUGAAUAACUUUGCCCACCCUCCCUCUAGAAGACACCUGCUGUUUACCUCUGGUUUGAUCCUACUUUUUAGAUCUCACAACUUUUAAGUGAUGUCCACAAAAACGGGAGAAGUUUAAUGUUUCGUUAAGAUAUCAAGGAUGUGCCUUGCGUAUGUCUUGCUGUAUGUGUAAGGUGUUUAGUGCUAUUGUUCUGUUUACAAUUCACUUGUUUACAAUUAAGUACGAAAAGAAAUGAAUUUGUCCAUAGUCUCUUGUACAUAUCAUUGAUUUUUAUAUGUGGAACUGUAUACUUAUAAUAAAAGAGCUUGGCAGAAGCUAAUU
Notolabrus celidotus (New Zealand spotty) is the source of this 4624-nucleotide messenger RNA. RefSeq names its product pecanex 4 (gene pcnx4). Bases 244 to 3897 code for a protein of 1217 amino acids. The transcript is spliced from 11 exons. The record is from RefSeq and is a predicted model, not a curated record. Gene Ontology annotation, cellular component: membrane. NCBI's taxonomy places the organism in Eukaryota, Metazoa, Chordata, Actinopteri, Labriformes, Labridae.